Molecule: messenger RNA, 3436 nt
Organism: Lingula anatina
Lineage: Eukaryota; Metazoa; Brachiopoda; Lingulata; Lingulida; Lingulidae
Product: metabotropic glutamate receptor 3
Biological process (GO): G protein-coupled receptor signaling pathway
Cellular component (GO): membrane
Molecular function (GO): G protein-coupled receptor activity
Source: RefSeq, a predicted model, not a curated record
AUGGCACCAUUGGUAUCUGAGGGGACCAUCAGAAAAUGUGUCGAAGCUGUGGUUUUAUUAAUGACAGCGUUCGAAAUCUCGUCUGCAAACGAUUUUGAAAAAAUUCUCCAUCUUAAGCAAAACAAUAUCGAGCUGUUUCGAAAUUCUUCAUCGGAAUCAACACAACCCUUGGACCACUACGAGUCGCAGGCGGCUCGGAUUCAGGGCGAGAUUAUAUUCGGGGGUCUUUUUCCCGUUCACCAGAAGGGCGCUGCAGGGCUGGAUCACUGCGGCGAAAUUAUGCCGGAUCGGGGGAUACAGCGACUGGAGGCCAUGCUCUUUGCCAUUGACGAAAUCAACCGGAAUGGGACGAUUUUGCCCGGAAUCACGAUCGGAGCCACCAUUUUCGACACGUGCUCCACUGAUACCCAUGCGUUGGAGCAGUCCCUGGAAUACGUGCGUGGUUCCCUGUCGAGAAUGGAGGUCGAUGAUUUUUGGUGUGAGGACAACUCUACAGCCGUUCCCAAAUCUCCCCCGGCUCCUGUCGCUGGGGUCAUUGGUGGGUCAUAUAGUAGCGUCUCCAUACAGGUAGCAAACCUUCUCCGGUUAUUCAAAAUCCCGCAAAUCAGCUACGCUUCCACCAGCGCUGCGCUUAGCGACAAGGUGCGUUUUGACUUCUUCGCUCGAACCGUGCCACCAGACAAGCUUCAGGCUAAAGCCUUAGUGGACAUUGUCACCCUGUUCAACUGGACGUACAUUUCGGCCGUCGGGUCGGACGGGGACUACGGACAAUCGGGGAUAGAUUCAUUCCUCGCCGAGGCGAGAACCAGGAACAUCUGCAUAGCAACGACCGAGAAAAUCCCGGCAUCUGCAACGGAUAAGAUUUUUGAUGAUAAACUGGAUAAUUUACUAGAAAAGACAGAGGCAAAGGCCGUCAUACUGUUCCUUCGCGGAGAAGAUGCGCGUGGGCUGCUGAGCGCCGCCACGAGGAAAAACGUCACGCGCCUCGUGUGGAUCGCGAGCGACGGAUGGGGUACCCAGGUUUCUCCCGUGCAAAACAACGGGAUCUCAGCCCAGGGUGCAUUGACCAUAGAACUCCAGUCGAACCUCAUACCAGAGUUCGACGAGUAUUUUCUCAGUCUGGACCCCAUGAACAACACCCGUAACCCAUGGUUCAAGCAAUACUGGGAGAUGGCGCAUGGGUGUGUGUUUAAAGACGACCCCAACACUGGUUACACUUUCGGAAAGAAAGAGUGCACCGGGUAUGAGGUUUCCGGUAAAGCGCACGUCCAAGAGACCAAGGUCCCCUUCGUGUACGACGCUGUUUACUCCCUGGCCCGAGCCCUGGGGAGCAUGAUGAAAGAUGAGUGUGGGGUGAACCACACGGGAGGCAUGUGCGCGGCCAUGAAGGAGAUUGACGGACAUAAGCUUUUUCAAGACUAUAUCUUAAAGGUGGAAUUUUUAGACAGCCAGGGAAGCCUGGUCCAGUUUGACGCGAACGGAGACGGUCUUGGGCGAUAUAACAUCCUGAACUACCGCCAAAACACAGAGACCGGCGAAUACGAAUACCACGUGGUUGGCCACUGGCACAACGGCAUUAACCUAAAUGUGGGCGAAAUAGUGUGGAACUCAGGAACCCUGAGAGAAUUUGACGUGGUGCCGUCAUCAGAGUGCAGUCAACCGUGUAAGGAGGGGGAGAUAAAGAAAGUGAAAGAUAACGUGUGUUGUUGGAUAUGCACGACGUGUGCCCAUCCCUGGGAGUACCUGGCCUCCGACGUGGAGUGCGAGGAUUGCGGAGAAGGCUACUGGCCGUACCCGAACAAAACCGCGUGCUACCGUAUACCGGAACAAUACAUGCAGUGGGACAGCGUCUACGCCAUUGUCCCCAUGUCUCUGGCAGUGGUUGCCAUACUGAUCACCAUUGGAGUCAUUGGUGUGUUCAUUAAGCAUAAUGACACCCCGGUUGUGAGAGCAUCCGGGAGAGAACUCUGUUAUCUGCUUCUCUCUGGUUGCCUAAUUUGUUACCUGAUGACUUUUGUCCUGCUGGCCAAGCCCAGCACUGCCAUUUGCUCAUUGCAGCGCUUUGGGGUAGGUUUUGGGUUCGCAAUCAUCUACGCGUCUCUCCUCACUAAAACCAAUAGGAUAUACAGAAUAUUCAACAGGGCUACAAAAUCUGCAAAAAGACCAGCUUUCAUAAGUCCUCGCUCACAGGUUGUGAUCGCUGGUAUUCUAAUAGGAAUACAAGUGAUGACCACGUGCAUUUGGCUAGCUCUGGAGCCCCCAGGGACGCGAUACUAUUUCCCCAACGGGCAGAGAGACGAGAUGGUUCUUAAGUGUAAAAUUGAAGACUACUCAUUUCUGAUUUCUCUCUCCUACAUCAUGUUACUCAUCAUUGUGUGUACAGUGUACGCCGUAAAGACAAGGAACAUUCCCGAGAACUUUAACGAGUCCAAGUUCAUAGGGUUCACCAUGUAUACCACUUGUAUAAUAUGGCUGGCGUUUGUGCCUAUCUACUUCGGAACGCUCAACUCUUUUGAAUUUCAAAUGACCACCCUCUGUAUAUCAGUAAGCCUGAGUGCUACUGUGGCCAUCGCCUGCUUAUUCCUUCCCAAGUUACACGUGAUCCUUCUCCACCCAGAGAAAAAUAUCCGAUCGAAGGGGGACACCAUGAAGUCCAAGACAAAAUAUAGCUUAUCUGCCGGCCUUCUUCAGUUGCAAUCUAUAGUGCCAUUGACGACCGCAAAUUGCAAGGAUAACGUCACAACCACAACGCAAUCACAAUCGUCAGAAUCGCACCUAACGCAAUCCCAGCCUCUCACAGCCACAUUGUGCAAAGAUAACGGCGCAAUGGGAGCCACGACAGUUUGUGUGAGGAAGGGAGAAAAUGUUGCAAACAAUAGUAUUGAUACGUACAGCGUAUAGCCUCUAGCAGUGGCAUUUGCGGCCAGCGUUUGGCUCUUAAUACGUAAAGCGUAUAUGCAUAUGGUCAAUGGUAUUAGCAAUGGUAUUUGCGUGCAGCGUUUAACAUCUAGCAAUGGUAUUGAUACGCAUAUUUAAAUUUUUUUCAUCAGAUUUUUAAUUUUAGACUUUAUUUGAUCUCACUAAUCUCUUUAAUGGCCAACAAAGUGCAUGUGAUGCAUGUUGCGACUGCUUUUAGUCUAAUCACAGAAUAGCUGGAGAUCGUUGGACUUAACUGAGACGUUGACUAAAUGUUUUUUAAAACAUAUUUUCUCUCACUUCAAGGUCCCAGUAAACGCAUUGAAGCACACGUGGUAGCUAUGUGGCUCUAAUGCGUUGUGCUUAAACCAUACUGGUUGAAACUUCACUUUUUAAUUUGGACGAAAAAUAUUGACGUGGAGAUUUGUGUCACAGAAGAGAAACGAGGCUCAAUAAUUGGGAGAAACCAGAACUUUAAAACUUCGCACAAACUUUAUAUGAAGGUAGCUUAGUAAUAUAA